CUAAAUAUCUCACAUAAGCGACGACACCUCCACUCAACAUGUUUUUUGGUCUCCUUUAUCCCCUUCUAUUUGAACUCUCUGUUCUAAUUCCAGAUCCAGCCUUUUCACAAGAGUCAAACCCUGUGUAUCGCGAGGGCAACCGCGCCUCCUCCACAAGAACCUUUCUGACACGUACAUUCAUUAAACACGAGUUUCAUCACUUGAAUGUGCCGCUUGUUGGAACAGUGGCAGUGUCUGAUGUGUUUGACUGCACGUUAGAAUGUCUUAGCAAUCCUUUGUGUUAUUCUGUAAACCUGGCCGCCUUCAAAGGAACCCAUGGAAAACUUUGGUGCGAAUUGUUGUCAUCUGAUAAGUUCAGAAACUCCACAGAGUAUAAAGGGAAUAAAAGUUCGCAUCAUUUUGCCAUCGAGUCACCUUGCUCUUCAUCACCUUGUCAACACGAGGCUACCUGUGUCACUAACUAUAGAGAUGGCUCAUUCGGAUGCCGCUGUGCAAAAGGCUUCAAAGGAGAAUAUUGUGAAAAAGGUGAAUAG
This is a messenger RNA of Pocillopora damicornis (cauliflower coral), 533 nucleotides long. RefSeq lists its product as uncharacterized. Lineage: Eukaryota; Metazoa; Cnidaria; Anthozoa; Scleractinia; Pocilloporidae. The record is from RefSeq and is a predicted model, not a curated record.